This is a messenger RNA of Cucumis sativus (cucumber), 1912 nucleotides long. Its product is annotated as geraniol 8-hydroxylase. Bases 233 to 1726 code for a protein of 497 amino acids. NCBI's taxonomy places the organism in Eukaryota, Viridiplantae, Streptophyta, Magnoliopsida, Cucurbitales, Cucurbitaceae. Gene Ontology annotation, molecular function: heme binding; oxidoreductase activity, acting on paired donors, with incorporation or reduction of molecular oxygen; monooxygenase activity. The record is from RefSeq and is a predicted model, not a curated record. The transcript is spliced from 2 exons.
CCCAGUUAAAUAUCUGGUUAAAAGAAGAUGUUCUAUUUCUUUUACAAAACAUAACUAAUUUGUCAAGAUUUAGAAAACCGAUGGAGGAAAACGAAAGUAGAAAAAGUAUCUGUGGGAUCAAUCACGCAAAGCUGAUAAAGCUGAGAGUGGUACUAUACUUGAAAAGACUUUGAAUUAUUGCCACGCCAAUAUGAAAAACAUUCAAAUCCCUUUGCCUCUUUCUUGACCAUUAAUGAGCGAAGAAGACGAUAUGGAUUUCUUCACCUUCCCUCUCUUCAUCUUUCUUAUCUUCACUUGCAUAAACCUCUGCCGUUUGAUUCCGGCGAGACGAAACCCCAAGCUUCCCCCCGGACCAACCCCUCUUCCCAUCAUCGGAAACCUUUUGGCUCUUGGAGACAAACCCCACCUUUCUCUCACCAAUCUCGCCAAGUCUUACGGUCCAAUUCUGUCGUUAAAGUUCGGCCAAGUCACCACCGUUGUUGUAUCGUCCCCGGAGACAAUCCAACAAGUUCUUCAAACACAUGACAAUGUCUUGUCUUACAGAUUCAUUCCCGAUGCGGCAACGGUUUACGACCACGCCGAACUAGGACUCCCAUGGAUUCCCAUCUCCCCUAAUUACAAAAACCAUAGAAAAAUCUUCAACAACUAUCUUUUAUCUCCCAAGGCUCUCGACGCCAGUCGAAAUCUUCGCCGCAUGAGGAUAGACAAACAUCUUGAUAACAUCCGACGAUGCGCAGUGAAUGGCGAGGUGGUGGACAUUGGAACAACUUUAUUUUCAUUGGCGCUUAAUUUGAUAUCGUAUUCAAUUUGGUCCAUGGAUUUGGUGGACACGGAUUCGGAAAUGACUAAAGAAUUCAAGGCAACCCUGAGAGGAAGCUUGGAAGAAAUGGGAAGACCAAAUAUUAGUGACUUUUUUCCUGUGUUGAAGAAGAUGGAUGUUCAAGGUGUAAGGAGACGCACCGCCAUUCAUUUUGGAAAGAUGUUAGGUUUGAUUGAUGAGAUGAUUGACAAACGGUUGAAGAUGCAGGAAACACCUGACUUCACACCCAAAAAUGAUAUGCUACAUCAUCUUCUCAACAUGAAGGAGGACAACAAUGAGAUACCUCUUGAUAGAAACCAAAUCAAACAUUCAAUAUUCGUUUUAUUUUCAGGAAGCUCUGAUACAACAGGAUCAGUGGCACAAUGGGCAAUGGCAUAUCUCUUAAAAUAUCCAAAGGUGAUGUGUAAAGCCAAAGAAGAGCUAUUAGAAGUGAUAGGUAAAGGGAAUCCAAUUGAAGAAUCACACAUGGAGAAGCUUCCAUAUUUACAAGCAAUCAUCAAAGAAGUCUUAAGAAUGCAAUCAUCAUUUCUAAUUCCACGGAAAUCAGAAUCAGAAGUAACAAUUUUAGGAUUUACAGUUCCAAAAGGGACUCAAAUUAUUGUGAAUUUAUGGGCUUCAUGUAGAGACCCAAAUUUAUGGGAAAAUCCAGAUGUGUUCAUGCCAGAAAGGUUCUUGGAAAGUAAAGCAAGAAAUUUUGAGUUUAUUCCAUUUAGUCAUGGGAGGAGGACUUGUCCUGGUAAGGGAAUGGCAAUGAGAAUGUUGUAUUUGACAGUUGGUUCUUUGAUUCAUUGCUUUGAUUGGAAGCUUGAAGAUGGAGUUACACCUGAGAAUUUGAAUAUGGAUGCAAAAUAUGAACUUAUUCUAGUCAAAUCUCAACCAGUACGAGCUAUACCUCUUCUUAUUUAAAUUUUUAAAUUUCAAUUUAUGUUAUUCCAUCUUCUCUUUUAAAUAUUAGUGUAUCUGGGAUAACUUUUUUCGUGAUGUGUAUUCUAAUAAUUAAUUCUAAGAUUUAUAUCGUAAAUUGUCAUGUUGCGAAUUUGUUUUUUUUUUUUUUAAAUUUUCCUUUUUGAAAUACCACUAGUAAUUCAUGUG